AUGUCUAACAACCGUGCGAUAAUCGAUGCCUUAGGGCUUUGGUGCCCAUCUGGCGGCGACCCCUAUGUAUACGAGGGAUCCUUUUUUGAGUUCGUUGGUUGUUGCACUACCAACCCAUGUGCGGAUUACUCAGGUGUUUGUUAUGGAAAAGAUACCAGGCCUGCGAAUUCGACCUCUACAUACGCAAAAUAUACGCAGCUUGGGGAUAAGCUAUUCUUCAUUUGCCGCAAUUCUAAUUACAGUGAUCCCACCCAAUGGCGCUGGUCAAACUUACAAGUUGGAGCGCCAGCCGGCGGCAACGGCUCGUGUCUAGGAAGCGAGCCCUACGAUUUCAGUGAUGGGCCGCGCACCACGUCCUAUACAAAUGCAGUAUCCUUGACCCCUUACAAGGACUUACGGGAAGAUUUAUUUAGCUUUGCUCGAUCUAAAAGCGAUAAUACCACGGGAGAAUCAGAGCACACUGCAGUUCCAGCACCACCAAGCAAUCACGCCUCUGAAAUUGACACUGGGGUAGCCUGGGGCACCCUUUCACUAGAGGAUAUUAUUGGGUUAUCAGUUGGCAUUUCUGUCUUUGCCCUGGUCUUGCUCGCAUUACUCGGCAGGUACUUCUGGGUUUCUGAGAUGAACAAAAGCUCGUUUUCGAAUCAUCGUAUACUGGACCAUGAGAGCCCGGCCAAGGCCAAGACUAAGGCGAAUCUUAAGCCACGACCAUGCGUCGAGGUUGGAUCGGAGACAACUGAGGAAAACUCGUUAAUCAAUUCACCCCAGCAAGAGUGCCCGCGUCUACAUGGAGGCCAACAGAGGCUAAACCAGAAAGGCUUCUCUUGGUAUACGGAAUUGCUGUGGGAUGUGCUUUUGACAAUCGCACCCACCUUCUUCAUUGUUAUCCCGGUUUUGGCCCUCUGUCUCGACAACAAACCCUUCUCAUCCCACGGCGAAACCAUCUUAAGCAUCAACCGACUGGUCCCCACAAUCUAUCCCAUUCUGUUCGCUGCCGUUGCUGCUCGUUUCUAUAAAAACUUCGGCCGUUGGAGCCUAGAGCAACCUGACGGAAUAAGACUCGCAGUUCUUGAACAGAUAAUGGGCAGCCAAAGCUUUGCUGGAGCUGUGGAGAGACUGCUGUUCGUUCGUGCCCAAGUGUCGGUUGGUUUCGUCAUCCUUGUAAUUUGGGCUAUGUCCCCUUUGGGGGGUCAGGCAGGCGCAAGGAUGGUCUAUCAUUCUCAUCGCGAGAUCCUUUCUUCUGGCAAUGUCUAUUACGCCCACCCAAGCUACCAGGUCUCAAGUUAUUCGAGCAUGGAAUUUCAGUUCGUGUCGGAACUGAGUGUCAAAUCUCUGUAUUCAUCCUCACUUCUCCAAUCUCCUGAUCAAAAGGCCGCACCUCGAGAUCUUUGGGAAAUGCCGAAAAUCCCACAGAGGGAUAAGAGCAAAGCAAAAGGCGAGAUGUACGAGAUCGAUCAAGGUGCGCUUGAUCGCGGAGACAACGAAUAUUACUCUCUGCUUGGAACUAAAAUUCAAGGGCUGGACUUCAUAAAACAGAGUGAUGCACAGUUGAAAUUCUCUGUCCAAACGUCAUUCAUGGAUUUUGAAUGUACCAACAGGUACGAAAUAUUUAAUGCAUCCGAAUAUAUAGGUCUGCCUCGAUAUGACCCUAUUCGAAGUACAAUUGGCCUGAUGAGGGGAUAUCUUAAUGGCACAAGCUUAUGGAUCAAGCUCUCACAAAGGUGGCUCUGGGAACCACACAACAGGGAUUGGGACUAUAUUGAGCAACAGGGUACCCCCCAUUUGGUCUACAUGAGCAGUAGACUCAACCCAAAGAACAACAUGAUCAUUUUCAACUGCUCCAUGGACACGGUUAUUCUUGAGACAGAGAUGGAGUGUGGCCUGAAUUCAAAGAACCCUAGCUGCUCUGCUGUGCGCCAGCGUCUCGUUGAUGCCCCAGAACCAAGGCUUACCCUAAUGAGACAGACUCUGAAAUCAGCAAGGGCGAUGUCUUCGUUCAUUGAGACCUUCGUUAAAGCUGACGGAGGGUUCUAUAACCGUAUAUCUUCAGCCACAGACGCUUAUAUCUAUGGAGAUACAGCACCCUACGCUAGGCAGGGGGUCAUAGACUGGGCGACCUACGAUGAGGGCGUGAUUUCCAAACGUAUGACCUCCGCCUUCAACACUUUCCAUAUGGCAACGCUGAACUCUCUGAACCAUACCGAUAUUUCCUUCGGGAAGGAUCCCGGGCCCCAAAUAUACUCGCCAGCUUCGCCAGCUGUCCCGACUUAUUACAAUUCAACUGAAGGAAAAGUGGUAACAAGAGUCGAAGUGUAUCGAACAGACAAGGUCUGGACGGCCAUUCAUUUUACAACGACCUUCAUCCUUUUAAUCCUGGCAGGUCUGGGGAUGGCGUUUCGUUUGCUAAUCUGUGGACCUGACGUUGUCGGCUUUGUUAGCUCCAUGACUCGCGACAACCCUUACAUCCCCCUACUAGAUUGCGGAAGUGCAAUGCCGGGACCGCAGAGAGCGAGAUGGCUGAGAGAUAUGCGAGUGCAACUGGCGGAUGUUCGUCCGGAUAAUGAUGUUGGAUAUGUUGCGUUCAGAAAUGUGCCAUCACACCUUGAAGGCAAGGUUGAAAUUGACGACAAUGAGCAGCAGAAAGGCUCUUGGAGACCAUUCGCGGGAGAGAGGGUCUACAGAUAG
Messenger RNA from Clonostachys solani, 2685 nucleotides. The record is from the annotation of a GenBank genome assembly. Lineage: Eukaryota; Fungi; Ascomycota; Sordariomycetes; Hypocreales; Bionectriaceae.